UAUUCUUCCUUCAACUAUGAAUACUCCCACGGGAGUUUUAUGAAAAAAAUCAAAGCCCCUUAUCGGAUUUGAACCGAUGACUUACGCCUUACCAUGGCGUUACUCUACCACUGAGUUAAAAGGGCCUGUUUGAUUCAAUUCCUGAAUAAGCCACUAGUCACUAUGUCCUUGUUUAAGUGUAUAAACAUAUUAUAUGUUAUAUGUAUAUAAAUCCAUCGUAUACAUUAUAAUAUAUUUUCAAUAUAUAAUAUAGCGGUUCACUUAGGAAUGAGAAAUUUGAUUUACAUAAUCAGUAUAGGGUGUACUUUAAAGUAUAAAUAUAAGUAAAAAAAAAUUUAUUGAUAUUGGAUUUGAUAAAUAUCAAUGCAAUGAAUUGUUUGAAGACAGAUCCUAAUUGACAUCAUAACGAAAUUCAUUUGAUUGAUACCUGUACCUACUUCAACCUAGAUCAAAAAUAGUUCCUCGAAUUAUUAAUAAAGCGAUUUGGCCUGUCCCCCAAACAAAAUUAUUAAUUAUUAGAGAAAAAAAAUUCAAAUUUUAAGGAAAAAAAAAAAGAAAAUAGAUUUAGUUAUGGAAUUAUAGAAUGUCGAUUAGAAUGAACGAGUCAUGAAUAGAAAUUAUCAAAAAAUUAUAUAUAAUCGUGAAAUAUAGAAAGAUCCUUUGAAUUGAGUCAUACGCUUCCAUUAUAUUGACAAUUUCAAAAAACUAUUCAUACUAUGAUCAUAGUAUCAUGGCGGUCGGGCAAGUAUGCCCCCAUCGUCUAGCGGUUUAGGACAUCUCUCUUUCAAGGAGGCAGCAGGGAUUCGACUUCCCCUGGGGGUAGGGUACUACGAAAGGAAGUUGAUCAUGGAUUAUCACUAAGCCUGGAUUGAUUCUUCCCGGGUCGAUGCCCGAGCGGUUAAUGGGGACGGACUGUAAAUUCGUUGGCAAUAUGUCUACACUGGUUCAAAUCCAGCUCGGCCCAAAAAUUCUUCGUUCUGCCAUGAAAUGAUAAACCAUUUGUUCUUCUCCAGAAAUGCUCGAUACCCAUUGAAAAAAUCAAAAGUCAAACUUUUCUAUUUUGAUAUUGAUAUAUCUUACCGUUAUCGCUAUUUAUUUACUCUAUUUCUUUAUUUCUUUUUUUCAACAAGUUUUGAUCUUAUCUUGCUAAUGAUCUAGAUUCCUAUCAAGAUCUGGAAAUGUAAAGUCUAAGGAAAAAGGAAAAAAAAAGGUAAAGAAAAAAAAUUUCAUUGAAAGAAUGAAAUCAUAAAAUUAUGUAUUGUAGACUGUACAUUUUAUUAUGUUAUUUCCCUGGGAUUGUAGUUCAAUUGGUCAGAGCACCGCCCUGUCAAGGCGGAAGCUGCGGGUUCGAGCCCCGUCAGUCCCG
Molecule: messenger RNA, 1366 nt
Organism: Humulus lupulus (European hop)
Lineage: Eukaryota; Viridiplantae; Streptophyta; Magnoliopsida; Rosales; Cannabaceae
Exons: 1
Source: RefSeq, a predicted model, not a curated record